Linderina pennispora is the source of this 489-nucleotide messenger RNA. RefSeq lists its product as uncharacterized. The transcript has a single exon. Lineage: Eukaryota; Fungi; Kickxellomycota; Kickxellomycetes; Kickxellales; Kickxellaceae. The annotation marks the transcript as partial. The record is from RefSeq and is a predicted model, not a curated record.
GCGCACGUUGAAAUGAAGGACCCGCCGCCACGCCACUCACAGUACAGCAAGUACUAUGCUGACAACGACGAUGUCGAUUAUAACAUGAAAUCGCCGCUCGGUCCCAUUGUCAGCUACCCUUGCCGCAGCUUCUCCGCCGGGCCAGUCCAAGGCACACUAACCGCUGGGCGCCCGUUCCACGUACAAUUUGACGGCGUCGCAACGCACAUGGGCGGUGACUGCCAGUUUGCGAUCUCAUAUGACAACGGCACGACAUUUGCGGUGAUCUGGGACAAGCUCUCGAGCUGCUUCCUCGACACAAGCGGCGGCGGCUACGACGUCCCGAUCCCGGAAUUCCUGCCGGCAUCCAAGCACGCAGUGUUUGCGUGGACAUGGAUCAAUGGCCUUGGCUCGCGCGAGUACUACAUGAACUGCGCCGACGUGCGGAUCGAGAACUACGGGAAGCAGGAGCCGCUAACAGCGCAUCAGCUGCUGGUUGUUAAUUUGCCC